Molecule: messenger RNA, 549 nt
Organism: Chanos chanos (milkfish)
Lineage: Eukaryota; Metazoa; Chordata; Actinopteri; Gonorynchiformes; Chanidae
Product: ubiquitin-60S ribosomal protein L40
Exons: 5
Coding region: 86-472 (128 amino acids)
Biological process (GO): translation
Cellular component (GO): ribosome
Molecular function (GO): structural constituent of ribosome; protein binding
Source: RefSeq, a predicted model, not a curated record
GUAUGAAGGAAAUUACGCAAAACAACACGUUUCCGGUUUGCAGGUCCUUUCCCGUUUUAGCGAGGAGCCGAACCGGCCUGCAAAGAUGCAGAUUUUCGUGAAGACGUUGACUGGGAAGACCAUCACCCUUGAGGUGGAGCCCAGUGACACUAUCGAAAAUGUCAAGGCUAAAAUUCAGGAUAAAGAGGGUAUUCCUCCCGACCAGCAGCGUUUGAUCUUUGCUGGCAAGCAGUUAGAAGAUGGACGCACGCUGUCUGAUUACAAUAUCCAGAAAGAGUCCACGCUGCAUCUCGUGCUGCGUCUGCGUGGAGGGAUCAUCGAGCCCUCCCUUCGACAACUGGCCCAGAAAUACAACUGCGACAAGAUGAUUUGCCGCAAGUGUUAUGCCCGCCUUCAUCCCCGUGCUGUUAACUGCCGUAAGAAGAAGUGUGGCCACACCAACAACCUGAGGCCCAAGAAGAAGCUGAAGUAGAUAGUAGGAUUAUGUGGCCACGUUUGGUGGAGAUUUAAGGUUAUUUGUCCAAUAAAUGUUUGGAGAAAAAAAAAAAA